CCGCCUGCAGGCAGCCCCGGCCGGCGGCUCCAUCCCGGGCACCCCAGGGCCGUGGCUGCCGCUGCCGCGCUCCAGGAUCGCGGGGAGCUGCCGCUGCUGGAGGCCUGGGCGAGGGAUUGGCUUUACCCAUCUGCAGACUUCCUUCUGCCGUGGGGAGCAUGAUGAUGGCCAUCCUCGAGCGUAUCAGCACCUUGUCCGUCAGCGGGCAGCAGCUCCGCCGCCUCCCCAGACUCCUGGAGGAAGGCUUCCCCAAGAUGCCCUGCACCGUCGAAGAAUCCGACGUGCCCCAGCUCUUCCGGGAGCCAUACAUCCAGACGGGGUACCGCCCUACCGGCCAGGAGUGGCGCUAUUACUUCUUCAGCCUGUUCCAGAAGCACAACGAGGUGGUCAACGUCUGGACUCACCUGCUGGCGGCCUUGGCUGUGUUGCUGAGGUUCAAGACCUUUGCAGAAGCAGAGGAGCUGUCCUUGGACGUCUCAUCCUUGCCUUUGUUCAUCUUUGUGCUGUCCUCCCUCACCUACCUAACCUGCAGCCUCUUGGCCCACCUACUGCAAUCCAAGUCGGAGCUGUCUCAUUACACCUUCUACUUCAUGGACUAUGUUGGAGUCAGCGUCUACCAAUACGGCAGCGCCCUGGCCCAUUUCUACUACAGCUCGGACCAAGCCUGGUACGACAAAUUCUGGCUCUUCUUCCUCCCCGCGGCUGCCUUCUGCGGCUGGCUCUCUUGUGCUGGCUGCUGCUACGCCAAGUACCGGUACCGGCGCCCCUAUCCCCUCAUGAGGAAGAUGUGUCAGGUGAUCCCAGCAGGGCUGGCGUUCGUCUUGGACAUCAGCCCAGUUGCCCACCGUGUGGUCAUGUGCCACUUGGGGGGCUGCGAGGAGCAGGCUGCCUGGUAUCACACCUUCCAGAUACUGUUCUUUCUAAUCAGUGCUUAUUUCUUCUCCUGCCCGAUCCCCGAGAAGUAUUUCCCGGGCUCCUGUGAUAUAAUUGGCCAUGCCCAUCAGAUCUUCCACAUGUUCUUGGCUCUUUGCACUCUCUCGCAGCUGGAGGCCAUCUUCCUGGAUUACAAGAUCAGGCAGGAGAUUUUCCUGAGUAGACAUGGACCCCUCUCCAUCUACCUGUCCUGUGUCUCUUUUUUCGGCCUGGUGGCCUGUAGCUCCAUCACUGCUCACUUCCUGCAGUGCAGGAUCAAAGCGGGGCUGGCUAAAAGAGACUCCUGAGAAUCCAUUGCGAAGACUAGUUAGACCCUGACUGGCUGGUACUGAUUUGGUGGAAACCAGCGGAGGAUAAUUUAUAGAGACAUAACAAAUUGGUUUGUUUGCGUAACAGGUUUUUCUAAUUUAUAACUGAGAGAUGGUUCGCAGGCUGGAGUCGCUGUACAAGAGCCCUUCCGUCUAAAGCGUUUUUACUUGAGUGGCUGCCUCUUGCAAUGCAGGGCAGAUUGGGGCACUUAACCAAGGAUGCUUGGAUUAGGCGGAGGUUUCUAGUUUGUUCCACGCUAGUAAAUCUGCAGGGAAUACUAUACUGAAUAUCAGGAAAACCUUCCUAAGGGUCAUUAGACUGUAGAGCAGUCUCCUAGAGGAAGCACAUGGCUAGAGUCAUUUAAGACUUUACAGGAGACUGUGCAGUGUGGAUCAGUCCUGUACUGGCAGGGGACAUGGACAAGAUGACCUACUAGGUCUUUUCCAUCUCUGCUAUAUAUGGGCUUGAUCCUGCUCCCAUUUAAGUCAAUAGCAAAAUUUCAGCAGCAGCAGGAUUGGGCCAUAUGAGUCUAAAUUUUCAGGAUGUAGCUGCGGAGCUCUGGGUGGCACAGUGAUAUAUAGCUUACAGCUGCACAAGCCCUUUAUAUAUCUCCAAGUUAGAUUCUUGUGACUCAUGUUCUCUCAACUCUGCUCUCCUGAAAUAAAUCGUACCAGGUUCUUAGGAUGACUUUGCCAAAUCUUUGUUGUAGAGAUGGGUCUGGACCAAAACUCUAGAUCCGUCUAUCCCCAGACUUUGGGGAUGUUCCAGACCAGAUCAGAACUUAGUGUCUCAGGCCCAUCUCUGCUUCACUAUUUGACUCUUACCCAGGUUUUCUUCCAGGAGACACCUGAUGCAGUGGUGAUGUGAGCAAAAUUCCCUCUUCUGUCACUGGGAGAUUUCAGCAUGGGUAUUUAUAGAAAUUCAGUACCAGGGCUGUUAAUGAAAAUUUAAAACAACGAGGUGGACUGUCUCAGGGGCUGGUACUGGGAUAUGGAGCAUUUCCCUAGUAGAUCUGUUGUUGAAUCCAGGCUGGGUCGGUGACUGUUUGGUGGCCUGCAUCAAAUGCGUUUGUGCUCGUAGUUGAGUUAUUGUGGAGCAAAGAGAACAAAGACCCUUCACUGUAGGGACAGUCCCCUUUUGGCCAUGAGCAGUGCUCUUUGAUGGGGCAUUUUGGGGAAGCUGGCACUUGCACUUGUGUUGUACUUAUGAGGGUAAACAGAGGUCUUCAAGGUUGUGAGUCUGCCACCUUUCAUCAAAGCGAAAUAACAUUAGAGAUUAAAACUUAAUAAUUGGAGAAAAAACAGUGAGGAGGGGGGAAGGGUGGGAAGAAGCAAAAUGUAGCCUCAUUCUCCCUUCGAUGAACCUGCCUGAUGUCCCCCAAUGUCUAUUGUACCCAGAGCAAAAUUCUUCUUCCAUUUGCACUGCAGAUGUCUAUUGAAUAUUUGACUCUGACUGAUGCCAGUGGAGUGGAUGUACCAUAAGGAACAAUCCCACCCUGGCAGAGGAAUGGACUGGCUGGUGUAAUGUGCCUUUGGCUCUGCUGCGGGAGCGAGGUGUCAGCGGAAGCCUUGCAUAUGGAUCUAGGGCAGUGCGUAACCCUAACACUGUAGUGUAGCCCUCCUGUAAUAUGGAAAUGAGGGUAGGAGACGGUUAAAUAUUUCAUGCUGAUGGUUAUGGGUCAUUCCCUUCUACCAUCCCAAAUGAAUUACAAAGGUUUGGGUUGCUUAGAACAAAUUCGCCAAUUGGAUAAGUCCCUUCUGACAACCUGAGUGGGAAGUAGGUGAUUGGAGGCUCUGAGCCAGAUCCCCAGCUGGUGUGAAUUGGAGUGACUGCACUGAAGUCUGUGGCACUUACAUCAGCCGUCGAGGAGGCUCUGCCUAGGUACAGUCCUCAGGCCUAACUUGUAAGCACUUCUUGUCUUGUCCAUUCUGUCCUCUCCCAGUGUUAAAUCCCAG
Dermochelys coriacea (leatherback sea turtle) is the source of this 3197-nucleotide messenger RNA. It is a transcript of the gene PAQR8, whose product is annotated as progestin and adipoQ receptor family member 8. Bases 159 to 1220 code for a protein of 353 amino acids. Gene Ontology annotation, biological process: response to steroid hormone. NCBI's taxonomy places the organism in Eukaryota, Metazoa, Chordata, Testudines, Dermochelyidae. Gene Ontology annotation, cellular component: plasma membrane. Gene Ontology annotation, molecular function: steroid binding; nuclear steroid receptor activity. The record is from RefSeq and is a predicted model, not a curated record. The transcript has 2 exons.